AUGCCCGGGCCGGUGAUGUCGUUCGCCCUCGGGCUCGGGCUCGGCGUCGGCGUCCGCGUCCACGUCGCGUCGCGGCGGCGCGAGAAGAAGCGAACCCGCCGCGGUGGUCGGUCGUCGCGCGACGCCGCAGUCGACGCGGUCCCGUCCGCGCGCGUCGACGACGCGCUGCGACGCGCGUCGCUCAUGGCGAUGCGACGCCGCCCGACGCCGCGCAACUACCGCGUCACGGCGCCGACCGCGGCGUUGGAAUCCUCCUCGGACGCCGCGGACGCGGACGCGGACGCGGAGACGACCCCCGCGCCGCCGCCGCCGCCGCCGCCGUACGCGUCGCUCUCCGUCCCCGUGUACAGCCUCGCGACCGCGCCCACCUCCCCCGCGGGCGACAGCGCGGGCGUCGCGUCCAUGAACAUCACGACCUACGCGUGUCCGGUGACGAUAAAGCCGUCGCGGCGGAUGGCGGUCGCGCUGUACACGCACACGGCGACCGCGCGCAACAUGCUCGCGACCGGGCGCGGCGUGCUUCAGGUGCUGAGGAAGCGUCACGCGCCGCUCGUGGAGCUGCUCGGGAAGCGCAGCGCGCACGACUGCGACAAGAUGAAGGCGCUGCGAGACGACUUCGGGAUCGCGGUCGUGGAGCGGUACGGCGUGCGCACCAUCGCGGACGUCGCGGGCGUGAUGGAGCUGAAGAUCGUGUCGAUCGAGCACGCGGGGGAUCACCACCUCGCGCUGUGCGACGUCGGGGAGUACGAGAGCUUCGAGGGCGACGGGGAGGUGCUGUACACGGGGGACCUGCCGAAGGCGUCGUGA
Messenger RNA from Micromonas pusilla CCMP1545, 807 nucleotides. RefSeq lists its product as uncharacterized. Lineage: Eukaryota; Viridiplantae; Chlorophyta; Mamiellophyceae; Mamiellales; Mamiellaceae. The coding region runs from base 1 to 807 and encodes 268 amino acids. The transcript has a single exon. The record is from RefSeq and is a predicted model, not a curated record. Gene Ontology annotation, molecular function: FMN binding.